This is a messenger RNA of Macaca mulatta (Rhesus monkey), 2394 nucleotides long. It is a transcript of the gene KCNJ14, whose product is annotated as potassium inwardly rectifying channel subfamily J member 14. Gene Ontology annotation, molecular function: inward rectifier potassium channel activity. The record is from RefSeq and is a predicted model, not a curated record. Gene Ontology annotation, biological process: potassium ion import across plasma membrane; regulation of monoatomic ion transmembrane transport. Gene Ontology annotation, cellular component: plasma membrane. Lineage: Eukaryota; Metazoa; Chordata; Mammalia; Primates; Cercopithecidae.
UGGCGCGGGCCUGUAAUCCCAGUUACAUAGGAGGCUGAGGCAGGCGAAUUACUUGAACCCGGGAAGCAGAGGUUGCAGGGAGCUGAGGUUGCGGUGAGCUAAGACUGCGCCACUGCACUGCAGCCUGGCGACAGAGCAAGACUACGUCUCAAAAAAAAAAAAAAAAAAAAAAAAUUACCCAGGCGUGGUGAUGUGCGCCUGUAGUCCCAGCUACUCGGGAGGCUGAGACAGGAGAAUCGCUUAAACUUGGGACGCGGAAGUUGCAGUGAGCCAGGAUCGUGCCACUGCACUCCAGCUUGGGCGACAGAGCGAGACUCUUCCCCCCCACCCCCCCAAAAAAAAAAAAAAAAGUAUAGUUCCACCUAUUUGACAGAUGAGGUCACUAAGCACCACCGGGGAGCAUGCUUGGCCGAUGAGCUCACCUAUUCCUGGUGCCCCUGACGUUCCUACCGGUUUCUUGUCCCGGCAGGUUGGGGGCGCCUGCCCCCCACUAGUCCAAGUGGAGGGGGUCCCUCCGCCCAAUGGGCCUGGCCAGGGCCCUACGCCGCCUCAGCGGCGCCCUGGAUUCGGGAGACAGCCGGGCGGGCGAUGAAGAGGAGGCCGGGCCCGGGUUGUGCCGCAACGGGUGGGUGCCGGCGCGGGUGCAGUCACCGGUGGGCCGGCGCCGCGGUCGCUUCGUCAAGAAGGACGGGCACUGCAACGUGCGCUUCGUGAACCUGGGUGGCCAGGGCGCGCGCUACCUGAGCGACCUGUUCACCACGUGCGUGGACGUGCGCUGGCGCUGGAUGUGCCUGCUCUUCUCCUGCUCCUUCCUCGCCUCCUGGCUGCUCUUCGGCCUGGCCUUCUGGCUCAUAGCCUCGCUGCACGGCGACCUGGCCGCCCCGCCACCGCCUGCGCCCUGCUUCUCACACGUGGCCAGCUUCCUGGCCGCCUUCCUCUUCGCGCUGGAGACACAGACGUCCAUCGGCUACGGCGUGCGCAGCGUCACCGAGGAGUGCCCGGCCGCUGUGGCCGCUGUAGUGCUGCAGUGCAUCGCCGGCUGCGUGCUCGACGCCUUCGUCGUGGGUGCUGUCAUGGCCAAGAUGGCCAAACCCAAGAAGCGCAACGAGACGCUGGUCUUCAGCGAGAACGCUGUCGUGGCGCUGCGCGACCACCGCCUCUGCCUCAUGUGGCGCGUCGGCAACCUGCGUCGCAGCCACCUGGUCGAGGCCCACGUGCGUGCCCAGCUGCUGCAGCCCCGUGUGACCCCAGAGGGUGAGUACAUCCCGCUCGACCACCAGGAUGUAGAUGUGGGCUUUGAUGGAGGCACCGAUCGUAUCUUCCUCGUGUCCCCUAUCACCAUCGUCCAUGAGAUCGACUCUGCCAGUCCUCUGUAUGAACUAGGACGUGCCGAGCUGGCCAGGGCUGACUUCGAGCUGGUGGUCAUUCUCGAGGGGAUGGUUGAGGCCACAGCCAUGACCACACAGUGUCGCUCAUCCUACCUCCCUGGUGAACUUCUCUGGGGCCAUCGUUUUGAGCCAGUUCUCUUCCAGCGUGGCUCCCAGUAUGAGGUCGACUAUCGCCACUUCCACCGCACUUACGAGGUCCCAGGGACGCCGGUCUGCAGUGCUAAGGAGCUGGAUGAACGGGCAGAGCAGGCUUCCCACAGCCUCAAAUCAAGUUUCCCCGGCUCUCUGACUGCAUUUUGUUAUGAGAAUGAACUUGCUCUGAGCUGCUGCCAGGAGGAAGAUGAGGAUGAUGAGGCCGAGGAAGGGAAUGGGGCGGAGACAGAAGAUGGGGCUGCUAGCCCCCGAGUUCUUACACCAACCCUGGCGCUGACCCUGCCUCUGUGAUGCAAACUGAUGUAGCCUUCCCCAUGUGUGCCCCCUUCCCCAAGGUAGCAAGAUGGAGAGAUAGGGCUCUCUCCUGGGAUGGGGGCAGGUGUUCCUGAAGACCAACAGGCCUGCUGGGUAAAUGACUAGGUGGUAAGGUUCUGCCAUGUCUGGUGACCCACCAUGGACAUACUGGACCUUAAUUUUAAUUUCUCUGCUUCUGUGCUGUCUCCUGAGACCCCUUUAUGAGCCUGAUCCCUGAGUCUCACCAGAGUUCUGGAUCACCCAAGAGGAAAAGACUGGUGGUUCUAGAUCCCUCUAUAUGGGGGGAUCUGGAUUGUUGACCAGGGUGAGAAACCAAUGGUAUAGACUGCCUCUGGGGAAGCACGUUGGCUGUUCUUGAACAGCAUCAGAGAUCAAGAGUUUGUAGGUCUGGAUUUACCUAAGCUUCAAGGGAGUGUUGCUUCUCAAGUCAGCCAACUGAGUAGCAAAUCAUUUGUUCUAGACCACCUAAGGAGGGAAGGUUAUGGAAUAACCUUCCAAGUAUGGAAGAUCAUCUUGAUUGACCAAAGACAAAAAAAAA